AUGUCUGUUACAGACUUUACCAUAACUGAUGAGAAAGUACAAGUACAUCACAGCAUUGAGAAGGAGAAAACUGUAAGACAUGUUGGCGAUUUGUGUUCCUCACACUCGAAAAAAAUUCAGGUUGGAAUCUGCUUGCUUCUGGUGGAGCUGUGUGAGAGGUUCACGUUCUUUGAAGUCGUCUGCAACAUGAUCCCCUUUUGCACUAUCAAGCUUGGCUAUCGCAAUUGCCAAGCAGCCAUCUUAAACUUGUGUUUUAUUGGAACUUCAAUACUUACCCCUGUGUUUGUUGGAUGGCUCACUGAUGUCUAUUUAGGAAGAAACAAACUGGUGUAUAUUUGCUUGUUUCUACAUUUUCUAGGCACUGCUUUGUUAUCUGUGGUGGCUUUUCCCUUGGAAGAUUUCUAUCUGGGCACUUACCAUGCAGUUAACAACAUACCAAAAACAGAGCAGCACAGGCUGUUUUAUGUAGCACUGUUGACCAUUUGCCUUGGCAUUGGAGGCAUAAGAGCCAUCGUCUGUCCACUGGGUGCUUUUGGCCUUCAGGAGUAUGGAUCACAAAAAACAAUGUCUUUUUUUAACUGGUUUUAUUGGCUCAUGAACCUAAAUGCAACUAUUGUGUUUCUGGGAAUAUCUUACAUCCAGCACUCACAGGCCUGGGCCCUUGUUUUACUUAUUCCUUUUAUGUCUAUGCUUAUGGCUCUGAUAACUCUUCAUAUGAUAUACUACAACCUAAUUUAUCAGUCAGAAAAACGUUGUUCUCUCCUGACAAGCGUUGGGGUGUUGGUUAGUCCACUGAAAACAUGCCACCUGCAAUACUGCCAUCUUGGCAGAGACGUGACAAGCCAGUUAGACCAUGCCAAAGAAAAAAAUGGUGGCUGCUACAGUGAGCUCCAUGUAGAAGACACAACAUUUUUCCUCACCCUUCUCCCUCUCUUCAUUUUUCAGCUCCUAUACAGAAUGUGCAUUAUGCAGAUUCCUUCAGGAUAUUAUCUGCAAACUAUGAAUUCCAACCUGAAUUUGGAUGGAUUUCUUCUGCCAAUUGCAGUAAUGAAUGCCAUCAGCAGCCUACCAUUACUAAUUCUGGCUCUUUUUCUGGAGUAUUUCAGCACCUGCCUGUUUCCCUCUAAGAGGGUUGGAUCAUUUCUGUCAACAUGCAUCAUUGCUGGAAAUCUUUUUGCUGCAUUGUCUGUGAUGAUAGCUGGCUUCUUUGAAAUACACCGAAAACAUUUCCCUCCAGUGGAGCAGCCCCUUUCAGGAAAAGUUCUCACUGUUUCCUCCAUGCCCUGUUUCUACCUGAUUCUUCAGUAUCUUUUACUUGGAGUGGCGGAAACGUUGGUAAACCCAGCCCUCUCUGUAAUAUCAUACAGAUUUGUUCCAAGCACCAUCAGAGGAAUCUCCAGGAAUUUUCUGACACUGUUCAAUGGAUUUGGCUGUUUCACAGGGGCACUGCUGGUGGAGUUGGUGUAUCUCAUCUCAGAAGGCAAUUGGUUUCCAAACACAUUAAACAAAGGCAAUUUAGAAAGCUGCUUCUUCUUCCUGGCAUCAUUAACAUUGUUGAACGUCCUGGGAUUCUGGAGUGUUUCACAAAGAUAUUGUAAUCUAAAUCAUUUUAAUGCCCAGAACAUCCAUGGAAGUAAUCUUGAAGAAACACUUCUCCUCCACGAAAAGUCUCUGAAAUUUUAUGGCAGUAUACAGGAAUUUUCUUCAAGUAUUGAUCUUUGGGAGACAGCCCUAUGA
Molecule: messenger RNA, 1737 nt
Organism: Nomascus leucogenys (northern white-cheeked gibbon)
Lineage: Eukaryota; Metazoa; Chordata; Mammalia; Primates; Hylobatidae
Gene: SLC15A5
Product: solute carrier family 15 member 5
Biological process (GO): transmembrane transport
Cellular component (GO): membrane
Molecular function (GO): transmembrane transporter activity
Source: RefSeq, a predicted model, not a curated record